ACGUAACUGUUCCUCAUGGUUAACUCCUCGAACACUCCCUCCGCCAUAAUAUCUCCCACCAUUUUUCAGCAAUCAAACUGGAACUCCCGAAAAUAGCAAGGGGUGAGGCCGACGAGGAAAUCCGGCCAGGCUUCCUGGUGGCCGGAAAAGACUGCUGCUGCUGCUUUCAGGCGACGGAAAGAUGGAGCCCUUCGAGGAGAGAUGCCGGAAGCAUCCGUUCCAGACGCUAACGGGCGUCUGCCCCUUCUGCCUGAGCCACCGCCUCAGGCUACUCUGCCCCGACUGCGCCGCCGUCCGCCCUUGCAAAUGCUCCUCCUCCUCCGCCACUUCGUCCGAGAUUCCCUCCACCUCCUCGUCCUCCUCCUCUUUCUCUUCCUCCCUGGAGCGGCCGAAGCAUCAGGCCGCCGGUGGCCGCGUCGGCUCCGUCGGGCGGAUCUCCCUCCUCAUCGACUCCGAGCCCGCCUUCAACCGCUCAAAAUCGGCCCGUGACGCCCCGCUCCCCCACCUUAGAUCGAAGUCCCGCGCGAGCACGCUGUGCCCCGAGGAGCCCAGUUCGAACCCGCCGGAGUCGCGCAGGCGCUGGUCGCUCUGGUCGUUCCUGGUCCCGGAGAAACAAAAGAAGCAGACGAACCCCGUGCCGGAGAAGUCUAUCGCCGCGAAAUUGCCGAGAUCCAGAUCGGUCGGCGUCUCCUACUUCGCGGAUUCUAGUCACUUUUCUAACAAUCCAAUCGCCGUCGCCCCCCGAAAAAGCGUCGGAGCAGUAGCCGGAGGUGGGGAGAGACCGAAGGGUUGGGGUUGGUCGUUCGCUAGUCCGAUUAGGGUUUUCCGGCAGAACAAGGCGGUUAACGGCAGGACGCCUUUGUGUAGAGGAUGAAUCUUGUCACAUUUAUUUUUGUGGUUUUCUUUCUUUUACUUUUAACCUUUUCUUUGUUAAAUAUAUAUCUGGUGAAGUUUUGGUGAUAAAAGAACACCCGACUCUGUACCUUGUUACUUGAGUCACAAGUUAACCCCUCUCUCUUUUCUUCUUUUCCUUUUUUUUUUUUGUUUCUUUCACUGUUUCCUACUUCUUUACUUUAAAGCCCUGUAACUUGUAAUGUACAUUUUCAGUAUAAAGCUUUAUCAUUUUAGGAAAAUAA
Molecule: messenger RNA, 1136 nt
Organism: Nymphaea colorata (pocket water lily)
Lineage: Eukaryota; Viridiplantae; Streptophyta; Magnoliopsida; Nymphaeales; Nymphaeaceae
Exons: 1
Coding region: 182-874 (230 amino acids)
Source: RefSeq, a predicted model, not a curated record